This is a messenger RNA of Puntigrus tetrazona (Sumatra barb), 4392 nucleotides long. It is a transcript of the gene slc4a5b, whose product is annotated as solute carrier family 4 member 5b. The transcript is spliced from 28 exons. The record is from RefSeq and is a predicted model, not a curated record. Gene Ontology annotation, molecular function: sodium:bicarbonate symporter activity; monoatomic anion transmembrane transporter activity; solute:inorganic anion antiporter activity. NCBI's taxonomy places the organism in Eukaryota, Metazoa, Chordata, Actinopteri, Cypriniformes, Cyprinidae. Bases 160 to 3627 code for a protein of 1155 amino acids. Gene Ontology annotation, cellular component: plasma membrane. Gene Ontology annotation, biological process: monoatomic anion transport; regulation of intracellular pH; bicarbonate transport.
CUGAAGAGUCUCCUGGAAUCUCACUAGCCCAGAGAGUGCAUCCGACCACCAGCAAGCCAAGGGAAACAGCGGCAAGAAACCACAGAGUGACAAAAAUGAAGAAAAAUCCUGGAAACGGUGGACUUUUUUGAUCAAAGUUGGAAGAUCUCUGAUGAGCCCAUGACAAGCGAGGGUGAGGAGCGACGCAGCAGGACCAGAGACCAGAACCUGAUCUCAUCAGACACCGACAGAUGCUCAUCACGCCGCUCGUCUCAACACUACUUCUGUAACAAGAUGGACCAUGACUGGCAUGGCAGCAGGAGAAGUGGUCACCGCAGCAGACACAAUGACGAUGAGGAUGAGUCGGUCUACAUCGGCGUUCCAGUGCCACGGAGCUACAGAAGGAAGCGCAGACAUCACAGACACACGUCACGUCAUUCCCACGACCGCGACGGCCGGGACAGACACCACAACCGCCACGAACACCCGAACCGAGAGGAGCCAUGUGACCCAGAUGAAGGAGAGCAGGAUUCAAACGAGCUUUCUGACAUCAACUCCACCAUGUCCCCUGCUGCUGAGAGACUACGUCACAUCCUCAGAGAGGAAGAUGAGCCCACACCCACCCUCUUCACUGAGAUGGACACAUUGCAGCAUGAGGGUGGAGAGAUGGAGUGGAAAGAGUCUGCCAGGUGGGUUAAGUUUGAGGAGAAGGUGGAGGAGGGUGGCGAGAGGUGGAGCAAACCGCAUGUUUCCACGCUGUCUCUGCACAGUCUGUUUGAGCUGCGCACCUGUCUGCAGACGGGCUGCAUCCUGCUGGACCUGGAGGGGUAUUCACUGCCGCAGAUAGUGGACGACAUCAUUGAGAAGCAGGUGCAGGAGGGCCUCAUAGCUCCGGAGAUCCGUGAGAAGAUCAGUUUUGUCCUCUUGCGGAAGCACCGGCACCAGACCAAGAAGCCGAUCCACCGCUCCUUGGCGGACAUCGGAAAAUCCAGCCCGUCCAACCGCAGUCCGAGCCCGAGUCCUCGCUCUGGGUCGGGUUUCCAUCGCUCCACUGAGGACCUGCGAGCUCGUCAGAGCGGCGGCCUCAGCAAACUGCAUCCUUCUCAGUGUCGCAGUAUGAAUGAUAUUUCUGUCACACCCAGCACCGACCAGCUGAAGAAUAAGUUCAUGAAGAAGAUCCCCAGAGAUGCCGAGGCGUCUAAUGUCUUGAUUGGAGAAGUGGAUUUUUUAGACAAGCCGUUUGUGGCCUUCGUUCGUCUGGCUCAAGCUGCAACACUAGGAGGCCUUACUGAAGUCCCUGUGCCAACAAGGUUUCUUUUUGUGCUGCUCGGUCCCAAUGGCAAAACCAAAUCCUACAACGAGAUCGGUCGGGCCAUGGCUACGCUCAUGGUUGACGAUCUGUUCAGCGACGUGGCCUAUAAAGCCAGAGAUCGUGAGGACUUGAUUGCUGGGAUUGAUGAGUUUCUGGACGAGGUGAUCGUUCUUCCUCCUGGAGAAUGGGACCCCAAGAUCCGCAUCGAACCCCCGAAGAAACUGCCUUCAGCAGAGAUGAGGAAGUCUGUUUUCUCUCUGAACGAGCUGGGGCAGGCGAAUGGGAACGCUGGAGGAGGUCCGGUGUCUGCAGAAGACGAGGAAAUGCCAGCUCCACAUGAACUCGGAGAGGAGCUGAAAUUCACUGGCCGCUUUUGCGGUGGACUGUGGCUGGACAUCAAGCGUAAAGUGCCCUGGGUUCUCAGUGACUUCUACGAGGGCUUCCACCUCCAGUCGGUCUCUGCGGUGCUCUUCAUUUACCUGGGCUGCAUCACCAAUGCUAUCACCUUUGGAGGACUGCUGGGGGACGCGACCGACAACUACCAAGGUGUGAUGGAAAGCUUUCUGGGCACGGCUUUGGCCGGCGCGGUCUUCUGCUUCUUCAGCGGUCAACCCCUCAUCAUCCUCAGCUCUACAGGACCCAUACUAAUCUUUGAAAAGCUGCUGUAUGAAUUCAGCAUAAACAACGACAUCGACUACAUGGAGAUCCGGCUCUGGAUCGGCCUGCACUCCUGUCUUCAGUGUCUGAUCCUGGUGGCCACGGACGCCAGCUACAUCAUCAAAUACAUGACACGCUUCACCGAGGAGGGCUUCUCCAGCCUCAUCUCCUUCAUCUUCAUCUCUGACGCCCUUAAGAAAAUGAUGAGUAUCUUCAAUUAUUACCCCAUCAAUCGAGACUUCAAGCCAGAGUACAUCACCAGCUACAGGUGUGACUGCCAGCCUCCUGAUCAAAUGUCUCCACUCAACGCUUCCUCUCCAUUAGGCCUAGAAAACAUCUCUGACUACUCCAUGUUCAACUUCUCUGCUCUGGACUGGAAUCAGUUGAGUAAGAAGGAGUGCUUGAGGUUCGGCGGUUCCCUGCUGGGUAAAUCCUGCAAAUACGUGCCUGAUCUGGCCAUGCUGUCUUUCAUUCUGUUCUUCGGCACGUACUCCAUGACCAUCUCUCUGAAGAAGUUCAAGGCCAGCCGUUACUUCCCCACGAAGUGUCGCACCUUGAUAGCAGAUUUUUCCAUAAUUAUAUCCAUCCUGGUCUUCUGUGCUCUGGAUUAUUUGAUGUCCUUGGAUACCCCUAAACUGCAUGUGCCCACCCAGAUAAAGCCGACGCGGCCGGAUCGAGGCUGGAUCGUCAUGCCCUUUGGGAAGAACCCGUGGUGGAUGUGCCUGGCCAGUUUUGUACCCGCUCUGCUGGUCACCAUCCUAAUCUUCAUGGAUCAGCAGAUCACGGCUGUCAUCGUCAACCGAAAAGAAAACAAACUGAAGAAAGGUUGUGGUUAUCAUCUGGACCUGUUCUGGGUGGGCGUCCUCAUGGCCGUCUGCUCCUUCAUGGGUUUGCCGUGGUACGUGGCCGCUACAGUCAUUUCCAUCGCCCACAUCGACUCUCUGAAGAUGGAGAGCGAGUCCAGCGCUCCUGGAGAGCAGCCGCAGUUUCUCGGUGUGCGGGAACAGAGGCUCACGGGCAUACUGGUGUUCGUCCUCACCGGAGUCUCUGUCUUCCUUGCACCAGUACUGCAGGUGAUCGGAACGCUCUUACUGUACUUGAAUGAAAGCAUGCUCAUUUCUAUACUUAGUGCUGUACUAAUAACUGUGUGUAUUUCUGCGCAGUACAUCCCUAUGCCUGUGCUGUAUGGUGUUUUCCUGUACAUGGGCGUCGCUUCUCUCCAUGGCAUUCAGUUCUGGGAGAGGAUGAAGCUCUUCCUCAUGCCAGCCAAGCACCAGCCAGACUUCGUGUUCCUGCGUCACGUACCCCUGCGGCGCGUACAUCUCUUCACUCUGGUGCAGAUCACCUGUCUGGCCGUCCUCUGGAUCCUCAAGUCCACCGUAGCCGCCAUCAUUUUCCCCGUCAUGAUUCUGGGCCUGAUGGUCGUGAGGAAGAUGCUGGACCUGAUCUUCUCGCAGCAUGAUCUGGCCUGGCUGGACGACAUCCUGCCCGACAAGGACAAGAAGAAGAAGGAGGAUGAGAAGAAAAAAAAAGAGAAGAAGAAAGCAGUAAAGUCAGAGGAACACAACAACAGUGAUGAGGAGUGUCCCAAAGACUCUCUCCCGUCAGUGAAGAUUCCUCUGAAGCCAGUGAGUCCAUCAUGUUGUCCAAACCCUCCUAAUUCUGACCCCUCUGCCUAACUGAGCGUCACCCUUAUCCCUGCCCCCUCUCGGACCUGUAUCCGGACAGACUGACAUCCCUCACCUGAGCCCGAAGCAUCCGACCGAUCGAACACAACAAACCACGACGAGAUACGAGCACGGCAUCGCUGGCGCUUCCCCAAAACACACCAGACUCACAGAUGCAUGAUAUUUUUACGUGCUUUACCAACGCAGCGAGUGACGCGCGUUUCCAAACCCACAUUGACCAUAUUGAGCGUGAGUCAUUCAGAGCUUGGAUUUAACUCAAGAUCCUUCAGUUAGAUCUAGACGCGGAUGAGCUCACACACACUCGCUGUGUGUUAAGAUCAACACAUGACCAGAUUGUGCUCUAUUCGGAGGAGACCUGCAAAGGCUAAAAUAAGAAGCGGAAGAGGUUUAAACCAAGUUUAUGAUUUUGUUAUCAUAUUGUAUAAAUAUAUUUGAACUGUAUGAUAUUAAAUAUGGAGUUCAUAGAACCUAGUGAGACAAAAGCGCAAAUAAAUUCAAUUAUAGUUAGAAAAACAGUGUAUCUAGUCAAUUCAGUUGGAUUCAAUUUCUUGUAUUGCAAUUAAGACAUAUAUUCCAUAGAUUCUGAGUUCAUAUUGUAGCAUUUUAUAUUUAAAAAGAUCAGGAAUGUGUAUGGGAGUGAUGCUGAAGUGUUUCCAGAUAAAUUAGUCUUUGUGGUCUGUGAGAACAACAAACAGGUUUGUUUUAUUCAGAUUCUGUUUUUUCAUUUGUUUUGUUCAAAUAAAGAAUGAAAGAGGC